Messenger RNA from Loxodonta africana (African savanna elephant), 990 nucleotides. RefSeq names its product olfactory receptor 8G50-like. The record is from RefSeq and is a predicted model, not a curated record. The coding region runs from base 1 to 990 and encodes 329 amino acids. Gene Ontology annotation, molecular function: odorant binding; olfactory receptor activity; G protein-coupled receptor activity. Gene Ontology annotation, biological process: sensory perception of smell; G protein-coupled receptor signaling pathway. The transcript has a single exon. Gene Ontology annotation, cellular component: membrane. NCBI's taxonomy places the organism in Eukaryota, Metazoa, Chordata, Mammalia, Proboscidea, Elephantidae.
AUGGCAGCAGGAAAUCACUCCACAGUGACUGAGUUCUUCCUUGCCGGGCUAACAGAAAAGUCAGAACGCCAGCUGCCCCUCUUUCUUUUCUUCCUAGGAGUCUAUAUUAUCACAGUGGUGGGGAAUCUGGGCAUGAUCACACUGAUUGGGCUCAGUUCUCACCUGCAUAUCCCCUUGUACUAUUUCCUCAGCAGUUUGUCCUUCAUUGAUCUCUGCUAUUCCACUGUCAUUACCCCCAAAAUGCUGGUGAACUUUGUGACAGAGAAGAACACCAUCUCCUACCCCGAAUGCAUGACUCAGCUCUACUUCUUCAUUUUUUUAAUUAUAUCGGAAUGUCAUAUGUUGGCUGUGAUGGCAUACGAUGGCUAUGUUGCUGUCUGUAAUCCAUUGCUUUACAAUGUCACCAUGUCUUGUCAGGUCUACUCCUGGUUGGUAGUUGAGGUAUAUAUGAUGGGCUUGAUUGGUGCCACAGUUCACACAGGUUAUAUGCUAAGAGUGGUUUUCUGCAAGGCUAAAAUAAUCAACCAUUACUUUUGUGAUCUUUUUGCACUAAUGGAGCUGUCCUGCUCCAGCACUUACAUCAACGAAGUGGUGCUUUUUUGUCUCAGUGCAUUUAAUAUUUUUGCACCAAUCUUGGUCAUCCUUGGCUCCUAUGUCUCCAUCAUUGCCAGCAUUCUGCUCAUCCACUCUACUGUGAGCAGGUCCAAAGCCUUCAGCACAUGCAGCUCCCACAUCUCAGCUGUCACAAUCUUCUAUGGUUCUGCAGCCUUCACCUACCUUCAGCCAUCAAGUGUCAGCUCCAUGGACCAAGGCAAAUUGUCUUCUGUGUUUUACACCAUUAUCGUGCCAAUGCUGAACUCCCUGAUCUACAGCCUGAGGAAUAAGGAUGUCAAAAGUGCUCUAAAAAAAUCAUUGAGAAAAGACUAUUUUGCAUUAACAAAGAUUUAUAAUUCUUGGAGAAGAUCCAGUAAAGAAGGAGUCCAGAGAUAG